Molecule: messenger RNA, 4167 nt
Organism: Cantharellus anzutake
Lineage: Eukaryota; Fungi; Basidiomycota; Agaricomycetes; Cantharellales; Hydnaceae
Exons: 14
Coding region: 1-4167 (1388 amino acids)
Biological process (GO): autophagosome assembly; positive regulation of protein phosphorylation; piecemeal microautophagy of the nucleus
Cellular component (GO): phagophore assembly site membrane; extrinsic component of membrane; Atg1/ULK1 kinase complex
Molecular function (GO): molecular adaptor activity; protein kinase binding
Source: RefSeq, a predicted model, not a curated record
AUGCUAAUAUGCACUGCGGAGGAUGGUCGCCAGUUCGAAGUUCAGACCACAUUAUAUGACAUCUCUAUCAAUGGCAAUCUCAAAUCUUUCCUCUCAGAGAUAACCGGAGUCGAUGCACCUUCUUUAAUAUGCUUUCUUUCUGACGGGAAACAGCUGAGGGAUGAGAAUAUCCGACAGCUCGCUGGUGCACAGGACGAUACAAUUUAUGUUUUUAACAGAGAGUACUUAUUUUUAGAUACCGAGCUGUCAGAGGUCAUUCAUGAGCUCCAGAUACCCCUUGCUAUCAAGCCACCCCUUCAAGGAUUCCCUUCCCCCGAUGUCAUCCUGAAGUCUGCCGAGGAACACCUAAAUUACAUUCCCGCUAUCCUAUCUCAGCUCUCGAACCAGGUCGAUGCACUGAAGGUGGCCUCGGCCAACCUAGACUCACACGUUUUCUCCCUUUCGGGAGUGUUUGAAAAUUUUGAUACUAUUGCAACCAAAGAGUUGGACCGACAAGCUGAACUCUUGCGUAAUCACAAUUUUGAUCUCGAAGUCAUCUCUAAAAUUCGCGUUCACCCCGAAUUCCUUUCCCCUGCUGUGCGCAGGGAUGUAGAGGCAGGGCUAAAAGAAAGGAUGCUAGGGGACUACGUCUCAAACGUCAAGAUGAGAAUUGUUGCGGAUUCUUGCGCGAAGAUUCACGAGGAUCUCUCUACGAGACUCUUCAACGCUCAACAAUCUAUGCGUGCACUCACUUCUGGCGCCGAUGAGAUUCGAGCCAUGGUUUCCCGCACUUUCUGUGAACAGGCAGAGCCGUCACACCAACGUGCAACCCAUAAUUUAGCGCGGCUACGAGAAUUGCAUUCCUCCCUCUUGAGCAAUGAUCCUAUGUCCAGCUCGAUGGUUAACCAAUUGACGUCAUUGGAGAUUUCGAUUCGUUCCAUCAUCGAACAAAUUAAUACCAUCUACAACCAAUCUGUGGCACAUAUUCUCACUGUACUCCGUCAAGUUUCCUUCCUUCAGUCCACCCUCGCUGAACUCCCAGCGACUCUCACGAACCUGGAGACAGAACUACGAGGAAAGGGAGGCUUCGUACAUCUGCAACGAUUGCACCAAAUGCUAUAUGUAUAUGGUGCAACGUUAGUUGAAAUUGUCCGGAGAAAGGAGUUUAGUAAAUUUUUUGCAGAACGAGCGCGAGCAAUAGCCGAGGUUAUGGCUAGGUUGACCUCGAAUGAACGCAAACGGCGGCAGCUGUACCGCGGCGACGUACAUGGACAGCUUCCCUUUGAGUCUAAGGGUAUGGACGAGCCGACCCCCAUUAUGGAGGUCACUACUACUGGUCACACCGAGAAUGUCUUUUCGCUGACGCGUGAAGAUCUCACGAUAUUCUUAGAGACCAUCAGCCAGAUCGAGCGAUCGACUCCCAUUCAGGAGAUAUAUGGUUCAUCGUCGCCGAAUGAAGGUGCUGCGGACCAGCCCGUUGGCCAUCCUUUGAGGGAAACGCGGGCAGCAUUGGAAAAGUUGAUUUCACGCAUGGAGAAUCUUGGGGCGGAAUUCGACAAACUGAUCGAGAGAUCAGUUCUCACAACGGAUAGAUUGGUUCUUUCAAAACGGAGAACUGCCAGUGACGCGUCGGAAGCAUUCGAGCAACUACGAGAACUCCAGGAAGCUAAAUUCGUAUCAGAUCAAGCACUGGUUGAGGAGAGGGAGGCUGCUGCAUCAUCCCUCCGUCGACUGCAAAGCGAACGCGACAUCAUUGACCGUCAGAACCAAGAGCGCAUCGCAGAACUGGAGGCAGAAAUUGAUUCCGUCCAGAAGCUGCACGAAUGCGAGUCUCAAGCCCGCAACACCUUGGAAGCGCGUCAUGCUGAGCUUGUCAAUUCUUCGGAGGAGCAGGCCAAGAAGCUUUCCGGUGCACUUGCUGACGCUACGCAGAAAGCAAAAGAGGUCGACCUGCUUUCCAAGGAGCUUGAGCAGGUUCGUGCAGCGGCUGAGGAAAUGCGAAGGGUGCAGAUGGGCGGCGACGAACGCCUGAAACUGGUCUUGGCGGAGCAGGUCGAGACAUUGAAGAACCUUGAAGAGGCGCGGUUAAAAGGGGAAGACUUGGAGGAACAGGUCCGGUUCGCACGUGCUGAAGGGGACGAGGCGUUCCGCGCGCUGAACGAGGCGACCGCGGAGAAAGAUCGUCUCCUCAGAGCUCAGACUAUGGAAGCGGAUCGGUUACUGAGGGAUCAUAUCGCCGAAGCUGAUGGUGAUCGUGCUGUCCUCGAGCAUCAGUUCUCAGAACUACAAGCAACUCUAGAAAGUAGGGAGAAUGAGUUGAAAGAAGUUCUGAUGGAACUUGACGUUAGUCGGGCGGAUGUCGCUGGUCUGCAGGAAGAGCUGGAGAGAGCAAACUAUGCUCUUAACGAUGCGCUUCAGGUUCAGGCAUCCCUUCGCGACGAGAUGGCUCAACUGAGGGAAGUUGCCGAGGAUCAAACUCGCCGCCGGACUGCUGCGAAUCAUAUGUUGUCUGAUCUGCUUGAGAUCGCGGUGUCAUUCCGUGACACAAAUGCUCAGCUCCUUGCCUCAACACAGAAAACUUUGGCUCAUGCGUCGAAGGCGUCUGCUCGUCACGCGGCACUUGCAGAAUCCACUAUUAGUCUCAACACUAAAGGUCAAAAUGCUGAUGCGUUUGGACUGGAUCCUUUCAAUGCAUAUGCGUCCCCAAUCGACUGGUCCGACCCUACUGCUUCCAUCGAGAUUCUAAAGCAAUUCGAUCUGGAAGUCUUCAACGAGACAAUCGUCAAAGCAGGCAGCACUAUCAGGAAAUGGCAAAAACAGUGUAAAGAAUACCGUGAGAGAGCACGGGGAAAGAUAUCGUUCCGCAAUUUUGGAAAAGGGGAUUUAGCAUUAUUCCUGCCCACGCGGAACUCGGUUUCUCGACCAUGGGCCGCCUUUAAUGGUGUGUAUGCCAGGCCAUUGCGCCCACUUGUCACUAAUGGCGGUGAUGCAGUUUCGUUUCCGCAUUAUUUCCUCAAACCGUCCCCCCAAAUUUCUGCCCAGCUGGAGAAUAGAGAGUGGUACGUGGCUCGUAUUAUAUCCAUUACGGAAGCGAUCGUGGAUAGCAAGAACCCAUUGUCAAACCCUUAUGGGCUGGCAAACGGGGUCAAGUAUUUCAUGCUCGAAGUAGAGGAGUACGCCCAGCCUAACCAUUCUCAGCGCCGCGCAGUAUCAACGCCGUUCCCGGCGUCGGCCAAUGAGGCUAACGAGAAGAUGAAAAGCGAAGGUCGCAACCGCAACGCUUCCCGAAGUGCUCCCAACCCUCCAUCUCCCCUAGCUGACCCUUCUCCUCUGCAGGAGGCAAUGCUUAAUCCUGCGCCAAUCGUGUCACCGCCGCAUCCUAAAAUUCUUCCGCCGAGAAUCGCCGCCAGCCCAGUCAGUGGGCCAUCAUCGCUGUCCAAGUUGCUUGCGCAAGCAACUUCUCCGGAUGCAGUGAAUUCACCGCCGGACUCCUCUCCCCAACCUUCUCCCCCACCUCUGACGUCUUUUCCAGCACGAAGUCGAACUCUGUCCGGUCAUUCUCAUUCCCUUAUGAAACCCGCAAUCACGAGCAACCGAACUCGGCCUUCCCCUACUCGAUCCAAUGCGUCCUCUAGCGUUUCGGGUCUUCCCACGCAUUUUGCGAAGUCGUCCUCCAAAUCCUCCACGAAAGGUGCACCAACAAUCGCUAUUUCUACUAAUGCACAAAACCACUCUUCGCCCAAACGCGUUGCCUCCCCGCUAGUUUCACCCUUCUCCCCUCCUUCCCCGCCCGGCGACGCCCCUCGAAGUGAUCAAAUGGGCGAUGGGAGCGGGGCCAACACCCCAGCUGGUGACUCUGCAUCUGAUGGUGCACCAAAUUUAUUGUUGAGUCGCAAUCGGAAGAGGACCAUGUCAGCGAAGGCAUUACCCACGACCACAACUUACACCAGUGGUCCUCCUAGCGUCGGCGGUGCCGUCUUAGCAACUCUCACCGGUAACUGGAAUGUGCUAGGACGUCGGCGUAAGGAUGCAAUCCCAACAUUAGAUACAACAAGUAAUCCACCGUCUGGUAAUGAGGGUGACAUUAAGGAAGGUGAUAGCGGGUAUAUAUCUAGUCCCGUUCGGCGUGCCAGCAGCGAGGCGAGGAAAUUGUUGAAGAGGUUCGAUUCGUCGUCCACCAAACAGUAA